Molecule: messenger RNA, 2076 nt
Organism: Penicillium malachiteum
Lineage: Eukaryota; Fungi; Ascomycota; Eurotiomycetes; Eurotiales; Aspergillaceae
Product: PX and BAR domain-containing protein
Exons: 6
Coding region: 1-2076 (691 amino acids)
Biological process (GO): retrograde transport, endosome to Golgi
Molecular function (GO): phosphatidylinositol binding
Source: RefSeq, a predicted model, not a curated record
AUGACUCCAGUCAUCAUCAUGAAAGGGUUGAUGUGGAUUGCAGGGUUAGCAAAGCCAUUUAUAGAUCGCCUCACCGCCUUCAUGCCUCACCGCCUUCAGCCCGGUGACGUUGAGGCCCCCGCAGAUCCCCAGGCAAACAGCUUCCCAACCUCCAAUCGUCAGAGGUUCCCACGAUCUCUACUGCUUCCAUUCAGAAUGUGGAACGACGAGGACAAUAAUCCCUAUGGGGCUUUUGACCAGCAUGAAGCCCAUCUAGCAGACUCGUUGCGCUCCACCAUAGCAACUUACGAAGAUGAUACUACUCCACCGUCCAGUCGGGACUCCAACCUGGACCCUCCGGAUUUCUUAUCACACCCGGAAGACCUUAGUGAUCCCGAAGAAGAAGCCGACUAUGGAGCCGCAAGUCAACAAUACCCGCGGAAGAGUGUUUACGAUAGCCGCAUUGAGCAGAUACUCUAUGAGAAUCCGGAAAUGCCAAUCCUGAUCACAGACGCGGGCAAGAACCAUGAAGGUGGGGGCAGCUUUAUUGUCUACACAAUUCGCACUGCGGACUUGGAAGUGCGCCGCCGAUACUCGGAAUUUGCGUCGCUACGCCAGACCCUGGUGAAUCUCCAUCCUACACUCAUUGUUCCUCCAAUCCCCGAGAAACAUAGUAUGGCCGACUAUGCUGCGAAACCUACCAGAGCCAAGGAAGAUACUGCAAUCAUUGAGCUUCGAAAGCGCAUGCUCGCUGUGUUCUUGAAUCGAUGCCGCCGCAUGAAAGAGAUUCGAGAAGACGGACUCUGGUGGCGAUUCCUCGAUCCAAACGUUAGCUGGAGCGAGGUCUUGCAUUCCCAUCCCGCGUCAUCCGUACCCAAAAAUAACCUCAAAGCGCCCCCUCUGGACCCCGCAAACCCUACCCAGGCACACAGCUGGCUUCCAGUCCCACCCUCAUCAGCAAAACUCAAGACCGCAGGCGGCGCAGUUGGAUCUGGAUCUCCUACGUCUCCAGGAGGCAACAAUGCCGAGGCUCCUCAGCAGGUUCCAGGCCCAGAUAUCGCCGGGCGAUUUCCGCCAGAAUCUCGAAAAUUGACUGAACAAGAGCUGGAUCCGUACUUCGACAACUUCGAAGCUUCGACCCGCGAACUGGAACUGUUAUUGCAAGGUAACAUAGAAAAAGUCAACCGCCGAACAUUAUCACACCUAUCAUCCCUAUCUGCAGAUCUAAUGGAGCUCGGCGCCCGCUACAAUGGAUUCUCCCUCUCGGAGCAGUCGCCUACGGUGGCCGCUGCAAUUGAGCGUAUUGGUCAAGCCGCUGAUACGUCUUACAUUGAAACCGAAGAGCUUUCCUCGGCAUUAAGCGCGCAAUUUGCGGAACCCAUGCGGGAGAGUGCUCAAUUCGCGAGCGUUGUACGCAGUGUGCUACGGUAUCGGGUAUUGAAGCGAGUUCAGGAGGAUAUGACUCGGGAUGAGUUGCAAAAGAAGAAGACGUUGCUGGACUCUCUUGAGCGCAGCGAGUUGGAGGCAAAACGAAUUGAACAGUAUCUUAACCGUACAGAUUCUCAAGCCCGCACCAAACCCCACCGUUCGCUAUCCACCUCGUCUGCUGUGAGCAGCGAAGGUGACAGCAUCGCUCAUGCUUCGCCGGAUGCUGAGUUCCCUCCCACACAUGGGGAACCCAUCGCCUCCCCAUCGCCUUCCCAGAUUAGCCCUCGGAAGCCAGAGCUUUCGUCAGCUUCCUCGGCUCACCGGAAGACCUCCAGUGGAACAUUUGUUGCAGGUAAACUCUUUGGUCGUAUCAGCCAUGCCAUUCACGGGUUUGCCGACGUGGAUCCUGAACGAACGCGACGCGAUCAAAUUGGCAAGACUAAGGAGAGUCUCAUUCAGUUGGAGCAAGCAUUGGAGGUAUCGGAAAAGGAUGUGAAAGACGCUACUGCGGGAGUGAUGCAAGAUCUGCGACGCUUCCAGAAUGACAAGGAAGCUGAUCUACGCCGCUACAUGCUUGCAUAUGCACGUUGCCAUGUAGAUUGGGCCCGUAAAAAUCUUGAGACUUGGACAGAGGCUAAGGAUGAAGUUGAUAAGAUUGUUGCUCGUUAG